Molecule: messenger RNA, 3447 nt
Organism: Gilbertella persicaria
Lineage: Eukaryota; Fungi; Mucoromycota; Mucoromycetes; Mucorales; Choanephoraceae
Product: NUC185 domain-containing protein
Exons: 9
Coding region: 1-3447 (1148 amino acids)
Biological process (GO): nuclear-transcribed mRNA catabolic process, 3'-5' exonucleolytic nonsense-mediated decay
Cellular component (GO): Ski complex
Molecular function (GO): ATP binding; RNA binding; RNA helicase activity
Source: RefSeq, a predicted model, not a curated record
AUGGAUGAUGUCAAUCUGGAACACUCAACAAGUCUCACAAGAGCUUUUGGACCUACAAAGAACUUUGUUCGUGGCUCUGCUUCCCAAAUACCUUUUGCACCAGGAGGAUUGGAGACUGAAGUGGUGAUAGACGAAGAACAAGUGCAUUUGGACACAGAUAUUGACUUAUUUGAAGAUACUUCUGUAAUCGCGCCUGGAUUGGAUCGAGGUUUAUCGUUUGACAGUGAUGAAAAAGAAGAAAAGGCAAUAGACAUACCUCUUAUGACAAAAGAUACUGUCUUUAAUAUUGAAGAUAUGAUGGCACCUAUGGAUAGCACAUUUGACUUUUUAAAUGUCAAAGUAGAGCCCAUUGAUCAAGCUGUAACAGAAUUAGCAGCUGAACAAGAGACAAAAGAAGCAGAAGAUUCACAAGAAGUGGAUGAAUUAUUGCCUGCUACACUUCCUCCUGCUCCAAAGGACCUUGCUCAUAAGAAACUUACUACAGAUGCUAAAGAGGCAUUAAAGCGUAGAGAAUGGGCACAUGAAAUCAACGUGAAUGAACCUUUUGAUAACUUUUAUGAUUUGGUACCUGAGAUGGCUAUGCAGUUUCCAUUUGAAUUGGAUAUCUUUCAAAAACAAGCUGUCUAUCACUUGGAAAUGGGAGAUUCAGUCUUUAUUGCAGCUCAUACCUCAGCUGGUAAGACUGUAGUUGCUGACUAUGCUAUUGCUUUAGCUACCAAGCAUAUGACAAAGGCGAUUUAUACAUCACCCAUCAAGGCCCUAAGUAACCAAAAAUUCCGUGAUUUCAAGCAUACAUUUGGCGAAGACGUGGGUAUUUUGACAGGUGAUGUACAAAUUCGCCCUGAAGCCAGUUGUCUGGUCAUGACAACAGAAAUUCUUCGUAGUAUGCUGUACCGUGGUGCUGAUUUGAUUCGAGAUGUCGAAUUUGUUAUUUUUGAUGAAGUCCAUUAUGUGAAUGAUUUAGAGAGAGGUGUUGUAUGGGAAGAAGUCAUUAUUAUGCUUCCUGCUCAUGUGAACAUUAUUCUGUUGUCUGCUACUGUCCCCAACACAAAGGAAUUUGCUGGUUGGGUUGGACGCACAAAGAAGAAGGACAUUUAUGUCAUCAGUACACUCAAGAGACCUGUUCCUCUUGAACAUUAUCUCUAUGCUAACAAGGAUAUUUACAAGAUUGUUGGAGCGAACGAAACAAAGCUGAAUAUGAUUGGUUACAACAAAGCAAAGGAUGCCAUGUUGAAACGCAAGGAACAAGUAGACAAAGCAAACGGUGUCUCUACAAAUACCCGUGGUGGUCGUGGUGGAAGAGGAGGUGGAUUUGUUGCUCGUGGUGGCAGUGCUCGUACUCCCACAAGAAGCUAUCAAGCCAGUUUCCAAACAGAUCGCAACUUAUUUGUUCACUUGAUUGGCAUGUUGAAGACAAAGACGUUGUUGCCUGUUGUCAUCUUUACUUUUUCCAAAAAGCGUUGUGAAGAAUACGCCUCUGGUCUUUCCAAAACUGAUCUCUGUACGAGUUUAGAAAAGAGUGAAAUCCAUGUGUUUAUUGAACGUAGUUUGGUUCGUCUUCGAGGCACAGAUAAGCAAUUACCUCAAAUUUUGCGUAUGCGCGAUCUCUUGAGCCGUGGUAUUGCUGUUCACCAUGGUGGUCUUUUGCCUAUCAUUAAAGAAAUCGUUGAAAUCUUGUUUGCUCGAGGUCUUGUCAAGGUCUUGUUUGCUACAGAAACGUUUGCUAUGGGUGUCAAUAUGCCAGCAAGAAGUGUCGUCUUUUCUGGUAUUCGUAAACAUGAUGGUCGCGAUUUCCGCGACUUAUUGCCUGGUGAAUACACUCAAAUGUCGGGUCGUGCUGGUCGUCGUGGUCUCGAUAGUACGGGUGUAGUGAUCAUUGCAGCCGGUGGCGAUGAACCUCCUGAAGUUCCCUGUCUUUCGACCAUGCUCCUGGGCAAACCCACUAAACUCGAGUCCCAAUUCAGAUUGACCUACAAUAUGAUCCUGAACUUAUUAAGAGUCGAAGCUCUCAAGGUAGAAGAAAUGAUCAAGCGUAGCUUCUCUGAAAACAGUGCCCAAAAACUUUUGCCGGAAACAAAGCGUUUGGUAGACGAGAAUGAGCAAAAGCGCAGUGCUCUCAGACAACUGGACUGUGCUAUCUGUGAGCCUGAUCUUGAGGCAUUCUAUGAUGUGUGUGGUGAAGUCGUCAAUCUGAGUCGAAACAUGAUGACUCAGUUUAUCAGUGCCACACCUGCGGGUAACCGAGCUCUUUCUGCAGGCCGUUUAGUGAUCAUCAACACCAGUGUGUAUCGUAAUGCGCCUGCUAUGAUUUUGAAGCCUUUGGCUGUCAAUUCGGCCAAUACGCAACAUCGCUCGUUCUACUGUCUGGUCUUGUUGCCUAAAGAUUUGGAUAUCAGUCAACCGACAAACCUAGACGAAACAACGCCUUUGCCUAUCACUACUAUCUGUGCUCCUAAAAAUGAUCAGAGUAAAACUGAAAUUGUCAUUGUCGGUGCUCCUGAUAUCUUGUUUGUCUCUAAAUCAGCCAUCAAGGCAGAUAUUGAAAUGAUGAUGACCGGUGAUGAUUCUGUAGAAACUGUGCGUGUUCAUCAAGAACUUGAAUCCUUUGGUGCUGAUACGAAAAAGUCAGGUACAGCUGAAUUUGACUGGAGCAAGAUCAGAGAUAUGGAGUUUCAAGAGAUGUUGAGAACAAAGACCAGGCUCAUGAAGCGUCUUCGUACUGAAUUCCAAUGUACAAAGUGUCCUGAAAUCGAUGAACAUUAUGGCCUUAUUCAUGCUCAUAAGCGUCUCUCAAGUCAGAUUGAUAUGCUCAAGAUGACCAUUUCUGAUCAGAACCUUGAAUUGCUUCCUGACUAUCACCAACGUAUUGAAGUCUUACGUCAAUUAAACUACAUUGAUGAUCAAGGCACCGUUCAACUCAAGGGCCGUGUUGCCUGCGAAAUUAAUUCUGCCGAUGAAUUACUACUGACUGAAUUGGUCUUGGAUAAUGUGUUUGCAGAAUAUGAACCUGCUGAAGUAGUAGCCAUCUUGUCUUGUUUUGUAUUCCAAGAGCGCAGUGAUAGUGAACCAAGAUUGACGCCCAAGUUGACAAAGGGCAAAGAAGUUGUGCUUGAAUAUGCUCGCAAAAUUGCUCAACUUCAAGUGGAUUGUGGUCUUGCUAUCUCUGUUGAAGAUUACGUCAAUGGACUCAAAUUUGGCCUUGUGGAAGUGGUUUAUGAAUGGGCUAAUGGAUUACCUUUCAAACAUAUUACUGAUUUGACAGACGUAUUAGAAGGCUCUAUUGUCAGAUGUAUCAGUCGGUUGGAUGAAACAUGCCGUGAAGUGAUGGGUGCAGCACGCAUGGUGGGUGAUACCACACUUUACAAAAAGAUGGAGCAAGCGGAACAAGAUAUUAAGCGAGAUAUUGUCUUUGCAGCUAGUUUGGUAAGUGUCUGCCUUCUGAUUUAA